CCAGGAAGGCGAUCCAAUGGCAAGAAGAAACUAGAGGCAAGAGGAAGCGGGUUCGGUUUGUUACAUAAACAACACUCAUUUUCCGACAUAACCAGCCGCUGGACGUUGAUACCGAGAUGCAAGUGAAGAACUCUGCACAGGAGCAGUGACAUGGCUGCUGAUGAUAAGUCUUCCUCCUCCUCUUCCUCCACGCUGGAGUGGAGUGCGGAGCCCCCCCCCCUGCCCCGCAGCCCCUCCCACCUCACGCACUUCAAGCCGCUGACCCCCGAGCAGGACGAGCCCCCACUCCGCUCCGCCUACAGCUCCUUCGUCAGCCUGUUCCGCUUCAGCAAAGAUGAGGGCCGCCCCCCCCCGGUGGCAGAGAAGGUGGAGGUGACCGUGGCGUCCCCUCAGAGGGACCGGGGCAGCUGGUCCAGCCCGUCUCACGCCCUGCACGCCUCCACACACCGCAAGCAGCACCCCCCCGAACUGCUCCGCAGGACCUCCACCGCCUCAGCCAUGGAGUGGGGAGUUGAUGGCCUAAGGGAUCCAUUUUAUGACCUCUCUUUCAGGCAGUGCUUAGAGUACUCUCUGUUUCUUGAGGGCCGCAGGAAGUCGGAAGCACCCCUGGGGAGCCAUGACCCCCGCACGGCAGUCCAGCUGCGCACUGCCCUCAAGAGGCUGAAGGAGAUCAUGGAGGGAAAGAGCCAGGACAGCGAUCUGAAGCAGUACUGGAUGCCCGACAGCCAGUGCAAGGAGUGCUACGACUGCAACGAGAAGUUCACCACCUUCCGGCGCCGCCACCACUGCCGGCUCUGCGGCCAGAUCUUCUGCAGCCGCUGCUGCAGCCAGGAGAUCCCCGGCAAGUUCAUGGGCUACACCGGGGACCUGCGGGCGUGCACGUACUGCAGGAAGAUCGCUCUGAGCUACGCCCACUCGGCGGACUCGGGCUCCAUCGGGGAGGACCUGAGCGCGCUGUCGGACUCGCCCUGCUCCGUGUGCGUCCUGGAGCCCAGCGAGCCGCGGACCCCCGUGGGGGGCCGCAAGGCCAGCCGCAACAUCUUCCUGGAGGAGGACCUGACCUGGCAGAGAAAAACUCCUAUUGGGAUAAGAAAGAAUCUGAUCCAUCAGGAAUCCCAGAGCAGUGGUAUGAGCUCCAGGCUAACUGCUGUGCCAGAAGAUGUGGGCAAAUCUCCAGCCAGGAAGCGGUCGGCCAGCAUCACCAACCUGUCUCUGGACCGCUCCGGGUCCUCCGUGGUCCCGUCCUACGACAGCUCCAUGAGCCCCCAGACCAGCCGCGCCCUGCCCAAACCCGACCACAACGAGGAGGAGCGCAAGAUCCUGCUGGACUCGUCCCAGCUGAAGGACCUGUGGAAGAAGAUCUGCCACAACAGCACGGGCAUGGAGUUCCAGGACCAUCGGUACUGGCUGCGCACCUACCCCAACUGCAUCGUGGGAAAGGAGCUGGUCAACUGGCUCCUUCGCAACGGAACCAUCUCCACCAGGGCUCAGGCGGUGGCGAUAGGACAGGCGUUGGUAGAUGGUCGCUGGCUGGACUGUGUCACUCACCAUGACCAGAUAUUCAGGGACGAGUACGCUCUCUAUCGCCCCCUGCAGAGCACGGAGUUCUCCGAGACCCCGUCCCCGGACAGCGACAGCGUUAACUCUUUGGAGGGACACUCGGAGCCGUCCUGGUUCAAAGACAUCAAGUUCGACGACAGUGACCCGGAGCAGCUGGCCGAUGACUACCCCAUGCCCAACUCCGCCAGUCCAAGUAAGAGAACCUCGGUCAGUAGUUUUCAGUCAGCGGUGGACAGCGAUUCCGCCGCCUCCAUCAACCUCAACGUGGAGCAGGACAACGUCAACUUCCACAUCAAGAAGCAUUCCAAGUACCCCCACGUACCCCCGCACCCAGCUGAGCAGAAAGCUGAGCUGCUGGUGACAGAGGACGGGGGACAGCAGAUCGCCAUCAGCGACGCUUUCAUCAAAGAGUCUCUGUUUAACCGCCGGGUGGAGGAGAAGGCGAAGGAGAUGCUCUUCACUCCUCUGGGAUGGCACCACAGCUCGCUCGACCAGCUGAGGGAGGAGAACGGGGAGAAGAAGGCCAUGGAGAGGCUGCUCUCGGCGAACCACAGCCACAUGAUGGCGCUGCUGCAGCAGCUGCUGUACAGCGAGUCGCUGUCUCUGUCCUGGCGGGACAUCAUCGUGCCCGUGGUGCGGCAGGUCGUGCAGACCGUGCGGCCGGACGUACGCAGCUGUGACGACGACAUGGACAUCCGCCAGCUGGUCCACAUCAAGAAGAUUCCGGGCGGGAAGAAGUUUGACUCGGCUGUGGUGAACGGAUUUGUCUGCACCAAGAACAUCACCCAUAAGAAGAUGAACUCCUACAUCAAGAACCCCAAGAUUCUGCUGCUGAAGUGUUCCAUAGAGUACCUGUACAGGGAGGAGACCAAGUUCACCUGCAUCGACCCCAUCGUGCUGCAGGAGCGGGAGUUCCUGAAGAACUACGUGCAGCGCAUCGCGGACGUGCGGCCCAACCUGGUGCUGGUGGAGAAGACGGUGUCACGCAUGGCCCAGGACAUGCUGCUGGAGCACGGCAUCACGCUCGUCAUCAACGUCAAACCCCAAGUGCUGGACCGGGUGAGCAGGAUGACGCAGGGGGACCUGGUGAUGUCCAUGGACCAGCUGCUGACCAAGCCCCGGCUGGGAACCUGCCACAAGUUCUGCCUGCACUCCUUCCAGCUGGCCAACAACAAGGCGAAGACGCUGAUGUUCUUCGAGGGCUGCCCGGCCCACCUGGGCUGCACGGUGAAGCUGCGCGGGGCGCUGGAGUACGAGCUGGCGCGCGUGAAGGAGAUCAUCGUGCUCAUGAUCUGCGUGGCGUACCACUCCCAGCUGGAGAUCUCCUUCCUGAUGGACGAGUUCGCCAUGCCGCCCAGCCUCGCCAAGACCAGCUCCUUCCCCUGCCUGCUGGAGAGCGGCGCGGGCGAGGAGGAGGAGGAGGAGGAGGAGCGGGAGGAAGAGCGGGGGGCCGUGGGCGACGGGGGCGACCCGUUCCCCGCGGGGGACGGAGGGCCGGGGCUCCCGGAGCAGGAGCAGGAGCGGGCGGGGCCCGGGCCGGAGUCCUCGGAGGGCCCCGGGGCCGCGGAGAGGCCGGACGGAGCCGGGGAGGACCCCGACGCGCUGACCUCCACCCCCGUGACCUGCGCCCCCGCCCCGCCCCCCGCGCCGCCCGUGACCCCGCCCUUCCUGAUGUCGGACCUGGGGGCGGGGCCGGCGGCGGAGGAGGCGGGGCCGAAGGGGGCGCUGGCGCGGGCCGGCUCGCGGGACAGCUCGGGCUCGGACACGCCCCCGCCCGCGCCCGCCACCCCGGCCCCGCCCGCCCCGCGGCUGUUCCGCGACCCGCUGCAGGACGACACCGGCAUGUUCGUGGCGGAGCAGGUGACCUCGUCGGACGACCGGCUGAAGUCUCUGUCGGCGGGGUUCCGGCAGGAGCUGAAGGACCUGAUCCUCUGCAUCUCGCCCUUCAUCUCCUUCAAGGAGCCCUUCCUCCUCACGCCGGCCGGCCUGCGCUGCCCGAGCCGGGACUACUUCCCCGAGCAGGUGUACCUCUCCCCGCUGCUCAGCAAGGACUUCCGCGAGCUGGACGGCCGCCGCAAGAGGCAGCUCCUCAAGGAGGCGGGGCCGCCCCACCCGGGGGGCGCGGCCAGCGGGGCGGCGUGUUUGGGCCCCGCCCCGCGGCCCCUGCAGGUGCUGCCGUCCCACCGGCUCACCAGCAUGCGCAUCGCGGAGCAGCUGGGCUGCAGCGGGUACCUGGCGCGCACGCUGGCCGACUUCCGCGCGCAGGGCGGCCGCAUCAAGACGCGCAACGCCGACCCCUUCGCCCAGGUCUGGGAGGCUCCGCCCCCGCCGCCCGCCAAGGCGCCGCCCGUCAAGGCCGACAGCGAGGAGGACCGCGGCCCGCCCCCCAACGACCUCACCUGGGCCUCCAAGAUGGACUGCCUGAAUCCCAUCAACCACCAGAGGCUCUGUGUGCUGUUCAGCAGCUCGUCCACGCAAUCCAACAACGCGCCCAAUCCCUGCGUCAGCCCCUGGAUCGUGACGAUGGAGUUCUACGGCAAGAACGACCUGACCCUCGGAAUAUUUUUAGAGAGAUACUGUUUCAGGCCGUCCUACCAGUGCCCCAGCAUGUUCUGUGAGACCCCGCGCAUGGUGCACCACAUCCGGCGCUUCGUGCACGGCAGCGGCUGUGUGCAGAUCGUGCUGAAGGAGCUGGACUCGCCCGUGCCCGGGUACCAGCACACCAUCCUCAACUACUCCUGGUGCCGCGUCUGCAAGCAGGUGACGCCGGUGGUGCCGCUGUCCAACGACUCCUGGUCCAUGUCCUUCGCCAAGUACCUGGAGCUGCGUUUCUACGGACACCAGUACACGCGGCGGGCGAACGCGGAGCCCUGCGGCCACUCCAUCCACAAGGACUACCACCAGUACUUCUCCUACAACCAGAUGGUGGCGUCCUUCAGCUACACCCCAGUGAGACUGCUGGAGAUCUGCCUCCCUCCCCCAAAGAUCUUCAUCAGGAACCAGGGCCCCUCCAAGAACAGCCUGCUGCAGGACCUCAAGGACUUCAGCCAGAAGGUGACUCAGGUGUACCUGGCCAUCGACGACCGGCUCACCUCCCUGAAGACCGAGACCUUCAGCAAGACCCGCGAGGAGAAGAUGGAGGACCUGUUCGCUCAGAAAGACAUGGAGGAGGUGGAGCUGCGCAGCUGGAUUGAGAAGCUGCAGGCCCGGCUGCUGUCCUGUGGGCUGGACGCUCCGCAGCAGCUGCAGGCCGUGCUGGAGUCCGUGGUCAUGAAGAAGCAGAGCCUGUGUGAGACGCUGCAGUCCUGGAACAGCAGGCUCCAGGACCUGUUCCAGCAGGAGAAGGGCAGGAAACGUCUGUCUGUCCCGCCCAGCCCUGGGAGACACAGACAGACGGACGACAGUAAGACGAGCGCUCUGGAAUCCUCCCCCCGUAACCCCUCCCCCGUGGUGCAGAACGGAGAGAAAGAGGACCGGUACCUGAGCACCAUGCCCUCCGGGUCCGGCUCCUCCUCCCUGCUGCAGCUGCCGUCGCCGGGGGAGAUGGGCGCCGAGCAACCGUCCUGUGGGCCAUCCUUCCCCGAGCAGGACUCCAUCAGCAUCCCAGAGGAUGUGUUUGACGGACACCUGCUGGGCUCCAAUGACAGCCAGGUGAAGGAGAAGUCCACCAUGAAGGCCAUCCUGGCCAACCUGUUGCCUGGCAACAGCUACAACCCCAUCCCCUUCCCAUUUGACCCGGAUAAGCACUACCUGAUGUACGAGCAUGAACGCGUGCCCAUCGCCGUGUGCGAGAGAGAGCCCAGCUCCAUCAUCGCCUUCGCCCUCAGCUGUAAGGAGUACAAGGCUGCUCUGGAGGAGCUGUCCAAGGUGGCCAUGAAGACCGGAGCUGAAGAGACAAACCAGACCAACAGCGUGGGGGAGAGCCGGGUGAAGAACAGCCCCGCCAAACCCAGCGAGGCCAGCGCCCCCCUGUCGGGCCGCUCCAGCACAGAGUCCGACCCUCUCAAAGAGCCUGAUGGAGGUGACAAGCAGAAGAAGGGAGCGGGGAACCCUCACAUCGAACUGCAGUUCUCGGACGCCAACGCCAAGUUCUACUGCCGGAUCUACUACGCGGAGGAGUUCCACCGCAUGCGGGAGGAGAUCAUGGCGAGCAGCGAGGACGACUUCGUGCGCUCGCUCUCCCACUGCGUCAACUGGCAGGCCCGCGGCGGCAAGUCCGGCGCCGUCUUCUACGCCACCGAGGAUGACCGGUUCAUCCUGAAGCAGAUGCCCCGGCUAGAGGUGCAGUCGUUCCUGGACUUCGCCCCCCACUACUUCACCUACAUCACCGGGGCCGUGCAGCAGAAGCGGCCCACGGCGCUGGCUAAGAUCCUGGGCGUGUACCGGAUCGGCUACAAGAACUCCCAGAACAACACGGAGAAGAAGCUGGACCUGCUGGUGAUGGAGAACCUGUUCUACGGCCGCAAGAUGGCGCAGGUGUUCGACCUGAAGGGCUCGCUGCGGAACCGCAACGUGAAGACGGACUCGGGCAAGGAGAGCUGCGAGCUGGUCCUCCUGGACGAGAACCUCCUGCGGCUGGUGCACGACAACCCGCUGUACAUCCGGGCGCACUGCAAGGCCAUCCUGCGCGCGGCCAUCCACAGCGACGCCUACUUCCUCACCAGCCACCUCAUCAUCGACUACUCGCUGCUGGUGGGCCGGGACGACGCCACGGACCAGCUGGUGGUGGGCAUUAUCGAUUACAUUCGGACCUUUACCUGGGACAAGAAACUGGAAAUGGUGGUCAAAUCCACUGGAAUCUUAGGCGGCCAAGGUAAGAUGCCCACGGUCGUUUCCCCGGAGCUGUACCGGGCCCGGUUCUGUGAGGCCAUGGACAAGUACUUCCUCAUGGUACCGGACCACUGGACCGGGCUGGGGGUGAACUGCUGAACGAGCGCCGGGGUGUUGAGCUGAGCCUGACGCCGGGACGGGGAACCGGCCCAAUCUGGAGCUCGCCUGGCCCCGCCUCUCCCUCUACACUGGGGCGACCAGUAAGGGGGCCCCCCCGUUCCUCUGUCUGCACUGGGGCGACCAUAAGGGGGGCCCCCGUCUCUGUUUAAGCUCCAGAGAAGCACACUUAAGUUAGGUUUGGUUGGACGGAUGCAGGUAAAGGUGUAGAAAUUAUUUAUCACUCCACAAACUCACUGGACUACAGGAGUGCACAGACGACCUGUCUCCACCCCUCAAACCGUGACAGGGGAUCACAGGAGGGGAGCGGGUAUGAAUCAGUGUUCUGGAAGUGCCAAGACUGUAUGGUCUUGUUGGUUUCCUUAAAAUCUUUUGGGACAUCGCACUGAAAUCCCUCGCAAGACUUUGUUGUCCCAGCAAGCCAAUUCUGAGAAUGUUUGUCGUAACUGUACAGAUAUUGAUGUAAUAAAAGAUUAACACGGUUUAUUAAAGUUU
This is a messenger RNA of Conger conger (European conger), 7002 nucleotides long. RefSeq names its product phosphoinositide kinase, FYVE finger containing (gene pikfyve). Gene Ontology annotation, molecular function: ATP binding; metal ion binding; 1-phosphatidylinositol-3-phosphate 5-kinase activity. The transcript has 42 exons. Bases 151 to 6489 code for a protein of 2112 amino acids. Lineage: Eukaryota; Metazoa; Chordata; Actinopteri; Anguilliformes; Congridae. Gene Ontology annotation, biological process: intracellular signal transduction; phosphatidylinositol metabolic process. The record is from RefSeq and is a predicted model, not a curated record.